Messenger RNA from Sesamum indicum (sesame), 1859 nucleotides. RefSeq names its product pentatricopeptide repeat-containing protein At5g56310-like. Gene Ontology annotation, molecular function: protein binding; RNA binding. The record is from RefSeq and is a predicted model, not a curated record. Lineage: Eukaryota; Viridiplantae; Streptophyta; Magnoliopsida; Lamiales; Pedaliaceae. Gene Ontology annotation, biological process: RNA modification.
AUGACAGCAUUGGCUCUCCAUCAAACAGUACGGCAGCUAUCUUCACCACCAGCACAGCGUGCGUCGCUGUCUAUGAUGGCAGACAAAUGCAAAUCAAUGGAUCAGCUAAAGCAAAUCCACGCCCAAAUGAUCGUCACCUCCUGCAUUCACGACACCUUUGCUGCUAGCCGCUUACUCAACUUUUGUGCUCUCUCUGCAUCUGGGGACCUUAAAUAUGCUCUGAAGCUCCUAAAACAUACUCCUAUGCCUAAUUUGUUCAUGUGGAACACUGUAAUUAGAGCACAAGCAAGUAGUUCGAGUCCUUUUGAAGGCUUACUUCUUUAUGCUGACAUGCGAAGGCGUGGCGUUGUACCUGGAAAACACACCUUUCCUUUUGUACUGAAAGUUUGUUCGAAUAUGAAGUCUAUUAGAUGUUGCAAACAGGUGCAUGCUCAUGUUUCAAAAUUUGGGUUGGACUCGGACUUGCAUGUUGUGAAUGGUUUAGUAAGAGGGUAUUCUAUAUCGGGUGGGAUUGGUGAUGCGCGAAGGGUGUUUGAUGAAUUAGAUGACAGGAAUUUGAGUAUUUGGACGACGAUGAUAUGUGGGUAUGCGCAGAAUGAUUUUGCGGAGGAAGCAAUCAGGUUGUUUCAUAGAAUGAUUGCAGAUGGGUUUGAACCUAAUGGAGUCAUUUUGUGUUCUGUCUUGUCAGCAUGUGCGCAGUCAGCGUGCUUGGAUUUGGGAGAGCAAAUUCAUGAGUAUGUUGAGCAGAAAGGAAUGGAGUUAGAUGUGAUUCUUGGGACCGCAUUGGUGAACAUGUAUGCUAAGAACGGAUCAUUGGCUAAAGCAAAACAGUGCUUUUAUAGAUUGAAAGAAAAAAAUAUUGCAACUUGGAAUGCAAUGAUUUGUGGACUGGCUGUUCAUGGACAUGUGGAAGAAGCAAUCUGUUUUUUUAGAAUGCUGGAGAAAGAAAAAGUAAUGCUAAAUGAUAUUACCCUUCUAGGUGUUCUAUCAGCAUGUUGCCAUGCUGGACUGUUGGAUUACGGUCGCACAAUUUUUUAUUCCAUGAAAAGGAUUUAUGGUAUUGAACCUAAACUAAAGCAUUAUGGUUGCAUGGUAGACCUGCUGGGACGAGGGGGCCAGGUUGUAGAAGCUGAAGAACUUGUAAAAGGAAUGGUUUGGAAAGCUGAUGUUGUGAUUUGGGGAGCAGUGUUGAGUGCUUGUAAGGAGUAUGGGAAUAUUGAGGUUGCUGAGCGAGUGGUGAAUGAAAUUCUUGAUUUGGAUCCUCAAAAUCAUGCGGUUUAUGUUAUUUUGUCCAACAUGUACGCGGAGGCUGGAAGAUGGGAGGAUGUGAUGAAGUGGAGAAAGGGAAUGAAAGAACGAAGUUUGAAGAAAACAACAGGAUCGAGCCUCGUGGAUGGUGAUACGUAAUAUUCUUUGAUGUCGUAGGGUUUUUGAUAUAUGGGGAUUUUAAGAUGAAGGUAGAAAUUUCGCAGAUAAGAUUGGAAACUUCAGUGCAACACUGUAAAUUAAUAGUUGACAUGCCCUACUGUCUUAAAAUGUAUCUCUCGUUCAGAAAGAUUUAUGAGUAGAGAAAUGAUAGGUGAGAUUUCGGCAUAGGCUGAUGCAAUCCUACUCGCUGGCUAUAAAUAAAGCUGGGUUGCAUGUGGAUGUUGCGAGCAUUGCGUAGGUUGGCUAGCUUUUGCCAUUGUUCUCAGCCCGCUGUUUGAUUGUGGAUUGUUCAGGGGAACAAGAAAGAACUCAUGUUUUAGGAGUUCCAUAAAUGUCAAAGAGAAACCAUACACCUUCAUAAUAGCAAAGUGGCUGGAAACUGUGUUUUGUUCCAAUUACUGUGUAGCAAUGAUUAAAGAGUGUUUAGUCAA